UACGACAAAGUCCGACUCACUGUCCUGUCCACGGAGUCACCAUGGCCGAGAAUACAGGAAAUGGCUUAGGUGAGAUCCUGGAGAUUCGAGACAAGAGUGGGAAUACCAUGAGCGUGUUUAAGUACGGAGAGGACGUUAUACCGCUAAACAAAGGUCUGCUCGACUUCGUACUUCCUCAGGAACAUAUGUUACGACUGGGGGACAUGGAGGCCAGAGACGACGAUAUCAUGAUAUGUGCUCACACUAAGGCGGGUACUCACUGGAUAUGGGAAAUCAUCAUGAUGUUGACCAGAGGAUCGACAGUAUAUGCAGCGGGACCAAAGGAACACGCAAUGCUCGAGUUUCGUUCAGCGGAAAAGUUAGACGCUUUGGAUUCACCUAGGAUAUUUAACACUCACCUACGGCUCAGCAAUCUUCCAAAGAAACUGGUUGAGAGGAAGUGCAAGAUUGUAUUUUUAGUCCGAAACCCAAAAGAUACAGCUGUGUCUUUGUACAACCACAUGUCAGCAAAGGGAUCUGCAUUCGCUUACAAAGGCAGUUUUGAUGACUUUUUAUCCUUAUUUAUGAGUGACAUAUUUCCACACAACGCGUGGCCUGGGUAUAUGACGGGAUGGGAGACUGACUUUGCGUUAAAUCCAGACGUUCCACGUCACAUUAUAUACUAUGAGGAUCUAAAACAGAACCCUGUUCAUGAAGUCCGGAUGUUAGCAUCUUAUCUAAAUGUGACAUGUACCGACUCAUUCAUUGGUGAAAUAGUCGAUAAGUGUUCAUUUGACAAUCUUAAGAAUGGGAAAACUGACAGUCCUGAUACUACAAAGUGGAAAUUCAUGUACAGGAAAGGAGAAGUUGGUGAUUGGAAAAAUUGGUUUACAGUAGCACAAAAUGAAGCAUUCGACAAAUACAUAACAAAAGAAACGGAAAAAUCUAACUUUAAAUUCAAAUAUACCUUAUAACGUGUACCAUAG
This is a messenger RNA of Mizuhopecten yessoensis (Yesso scallop), 965 nucleotides long. Its product is annotated as estrogen sulfotransferase-like. The transcript is spliced from 7 exons. Gene Ontology annotation, cellular component: cytoplasm. The record is from RefSeq and is a predicted model, not a curated record. NCBI's taxonomy places the organism in Eukaryota, Metazoa, Mollusca, Bivalvia, Pectinida, Pectinidae. Gene Ontology annotation, biological process: sulfation. The coding region runs from base 42 to 953 and encodes 303 amino acids. Gene Ontology annotation, molecular function: sulfotransferase activity.